Messenger RNA from Diachasma alloeum, 1946 nucleotides. RefSeq names its product protein scarlet. The record is from RefSeq and is a predicted model, not a curated record. Gene Ontology annotation, molecular function: ATP hydrolysis activity; ABC-type transporter activity; ATP binding. NCBI's taxonomy places the organism in Eukaryota, Metazoa, Arthropoda, Insecta, Hymenoptera, Braconidae. Gene Ontology annotation, cellular component: plasma membrane. Bases 1 to 1899 code for a protein of 632 amino acids. The transcript has 13 exons.
AUGGAAUUCCCGGAAGAUCGCGAAUCCAAGGGAUUUCUAAUGAGGCCUUUGACCCCUGGGGCUACAGGGGACAGCCAGGGCGUCACUUUAUCCUGGAGAGAUUUGUCGGUUUACGCUGUGGAUCGAGGAAGCAGCAGUAUUUGCAAACAAUUAAUUAAUAAUGUUCGUGGAGUUCUGAAACCGGGGGAUUUAACCGCGAUAUUGGGAGGGAGUGGCGCAGGGAAGAGUUCUCUCAUGACAGCACUUGCGUAUCGAACUGCGCCUGGCGUAAUAGUGCAUGGAGAUAUAAGAGUAAACGGGCACCCAGUGGACCCCAAGUACAUGAAACAUCACAGUGGAUUCAUGCAUCAAGAGGAUAUCUUCAUCGGUACAAUGACAGUGCUAGAGCACCUGUGGUUCAUGGCUAGAAUGAAGUUGGACCGGAGGAUGGCGACUCGAGAGAUUCGAGAGAAGAUAUCGAGCUUAUUACGAGAGGUGGGACUGUUCGACAGGUCUGGCGUGAGAAUCGGCUGUGGAGGAGACGACAAGGUGUUGUCCGGGGGCGAGAAGAAAAGACUAGCAUUUGCGACCGAACUUCUGACUGAUCCAAAGAUCCUUUUCCUGGACGAACCAACGACUGGCCAGGACUCCAACUCAGCAACAGUCCUCAUUUCACACUUGACAGCCUUUGCGAGUCGAGGCAGAACAGUCCUGUGCACUAUUCAUCAGCCCAGUUCAGCUAUUUUCGAUAAUUUUCACCGGAUUAUUCUCGUGGCCGAUGGGAGAAUUGCGUUCGCUGGCACCAGGGAUCAAGCACUUUUGUUCUUUUCAAGACAGGGCUACGAAUGUCCGAGUAACUACAACCCUGCUGAUUUCCUAGUUGCCACACUUGCAAUAGCCCCUAGGGAUGAGGACAGCAGCAGAAGAGCUGCUCAGAGAGUUUGUGAUGCCUUUUUAACCAGCGAUUCCUGCAAAGAGAUGGAUGUCACGUUACAACUCGAACUUCAUAUCUCAAAGGCUUACGACUGGAAGAACGACAUUUUUCAAGCUGAUAAUUUCAAACAUCCAAGAUGGUGGACGAGGCUGUUCUGGCUGACCCACCGUGGACUAUUCCAGGUGUUGCGCGAUCCCUCCCUUCAAUUCCUGAGAAUCCUCCAAAAGCUGUGUGUUGCGACCAUGGCUGGAUUGUGCUUCGUAGGAGCAAUCAGCCUGAAUCAACUGGGAGUUCAAGCUGUCCAGGGGGUCCUCUUCAUCCUCGUGACAGAGAACACGUUCUUCCCAAUGUAUGCGACUCUCUCCCUGUUCCCACAAGAAUUACCACUGUUUCUCAGGGAGAACAGGGCUGGGAUGUACUCCACUCAUCUCUACUACAUCUCUCGAUUGAUUUCGCUGUUUCCUGGAUUAAUCGUUGAACCUGUUUGCUUCACGAUGAUCAUAUACUGGUUAGCAGGCCUCAGAAACACAGCUGAAGCCUUCGGGCUCACUCUUCUUGUAACAAUCUUUACUAUGAACGUGUCAACAGCUUGUGGCUGUUUCUUUUCUGCUGCAUUCGAGACGGUCCCCCUGGCGAUGGCGUAUCUCGUGCCCUUCGAUUACAUCCUGAUGACCACAAUGGGGCCUUUCAUUAAAUUAGGUUCACUUCCACUCUACGUCAAGUGGGUCAGGUACAUCUCCUGGCUUCUGCAUUCAACCGAGGCCCUGACCAUUGUGCAAUGGCAAGGAGUCCAGAAUAUCUCCUGUGACUCCUCAACCUCUCAACCUGAACUGCCCUGCGUUACUGACGGGGCUGAGGUCAUGGAGAUGUACGACUUUGAUGAGACCCACUUCUGGCUGGAUCUCCUCUCCAUGGCUAUUUUAUCCACCUGUUUUCACAUCCUGGGGUAUCUGUGUUUGUGGAGAAGGUGUCGAGACAAGCAAUAACUUGUUCACCAAUUUUUCCACUUCACAGUCAACGUUAGACGAUAAAU